GAUUUUCUUCGUUCUUCGUGCCGAACAUAUUAGGAAACAAAACCAGAGCCAAGACCCCAGAGCAGCCAUGAAAACGGUAUCUCUAACAUCAUCCUCUGUUAAAUCAAGCACCACCGUAAUGGAAGAAGACAGAUCCGAGACUCGUGACAGCUGCUACUUCCCCGGCUGCCGUAAAGACGCCAACUGCAAGUGCGACAUCUGCUUGGCCAGCUUCAACGCCACCCUCGACCUCAUGCCCUCCAGCAUUCACAGAAGCUCUCUCACGAAGUUCUCUUCUUCCAAACCUGCCCGGCGAAGCCCCGUCUCUUUCAAUCCCUCGAUUUUGUUGACACCCAAAACGAAGAGUACUCGUCAAAUUCCUGUUUCUUCUCCGGCUGUUGGUUCCACGGCAAGAUUGAAUCUACCCAACAAGGAGAAGGGGAGGGAGAAAAAAUGGGGUUGUGGGUUUUAUUUUUGGCGUUUAGUUUUGGGCAUGAGCUUGAUUCUAGUGGCGGAACUCGGGUUUCACCGGGUGGUUCCUACAGUUUUAAAUCCCAAAUUGUCACCGGUUAUAGUGAGAAAUGCUUGGGAAGGAUCUUGGGUGGUGCAAGAUUUGAACGGGAGAUUGGAGCAUUUGCAGAGAGAGUUACAGGGUUUUGUUGAUGGAAAGGUAGCAAAUUGCAGCGAUAUGGAUUAUAAGUGGAAGGUGAAUCAGGAUGGAUUGCUCCUAAGCUCGCAUUGUACUCUGUACAAGUCGGUGACAGAGGAAGUGAACAUAUGGGGAUGGCCUUUGCAGACUGCUGGAUUGCUUACUACUGAAUUUUCGUCACGAUCAUUCACCAUUUUAUCUGGCAGAGUUACAGAGUGGUCCAAUGGGAAGUUUGGGUAUUUGAUACGGAUGGCAAAUAGUUCGUGGAUACAGAGGAAAUGGAGUGCUUCUGCUGUGCAGUUAGACCCUGGUACUUGGGUUCUUGAAUAUCAGCACAACUCAAUAUUGGAGAAUUCAAGAUUGUGCUCGGCUGCUGCAGAGUUUGUUAUGUUUAGGAUGGCGAGGUUGCUUGGAAGCAUAAAACAGCAAUUAUGGAAGUUGCCUGAGGACGACGAUUUUACAACUGGAGAAAGUUUCAAGGUCCCAACUUAAGAAGGUUUAGAGAUAUUGGAUGCACCUUAACAAUUAUAUCCAAUUCUCAUUCCUUGUGAGAAGCUUCCUAAUCUUGUAUUUUUUGGCUCUUCCUUGUAUGAGAAGCUUUUGAUCUAAACAAUUCUUGUGUUUUUCAUUGUUCCACAAAGCAGAAUCCCAGUUGUUUCAUAUUCUGACAUGGAAGAUCAAAUUGUAUAUGUGGUAAUAUGCACUGUAAUUGGCUUCAAUGCAACAAAAUGAGCAAUCAUUUUAUUUAUUU
Malania oleifera is the source of this 1379-nucleotide messenger RNA. RefSeq lists its product as uncharacterized. The transcript is spliced from 3 exons. Gene Ontology annotation, cellular component: endoplasmic reticulum. The record is from RefSeq and is a predicted model, not a curated record. NCBI's taxonomy places the organism in Eukaryota, Viridiplantae, Streptophyta, Magnoliopsida, Santalales, Ximeniaceae. The coding region runs from base 68 to 1120 and encodes 350 amino acids.